Molecule: messenger RNA, 3514 nt
Organism: Manis pentadactyla (Chinese pangolin)
Lineage: Eukaryota; Metazoa; Chordata; Mammalia; Pholidota; Manidae
Gene: PHF13
Product: PHD finger protein 13
Exons: 4
Coding region: 318-1220 (300 amino acids)
Biological process (GO): mitotic chromosome condensation
Molecular function (GO): chromatin binding
Source: RefSeq, a predicted model, not a curated record
GGUCGGGUUCCCGCUCGCCGCUGCCGCCGCCGCCGCCGCCGCCCCGUCCCCCGCCGUGACUCUCCCGCCUCUCCCGCCGCGCGGGCCGCGGGAGAGCUGCAUCGUUAACUCUACUCGGUAGCGGAGCCGCCGGCCAGGGUGCACAGAGCCCGAGACGCGAAACGCCGAGCCCCCCAUUACCUCCAGCCGGGGCGACCCCUCCCGGGUUCGCCCUCGCCCUGCGCCGCCGCCGGAGCCCCCAAUUUUGAGCGGGGCCGCCGCCAGGCGCCAGUUUCCCGGCCCCUGCACUCCCGCAGCCGCCGCCCCCCACCCUGAACAUGGAUUCCGACUCUUGCGCCGCUGCCUUCCACCCGGAGGAGUACUCCCCCAGUUACAAGAGGCGCAGGACCGUGGAGGAUUUCAACAAAUUCUGCACCUUUGUCUUGGCCUAUGCUGGCUACAUCCCUUAUCCGAAGGAGGAACUCCCUUUGAGGAGCAGCCCCAGCCCUGCCAACAGCACCGCUGGUACCACUGACAGCGAUGGCUGGGAUGCUGGUUUCUCCGACAUGUCGCCUGCAGUGCCCUUGCCAGUCUCUGACCGAUGCUUUGGCCCCCUGCAGCCUACCCUCCUGCAGCGAGCCAAGCCCAGCAACUUCCUGCUGGACCGAAAGAAGACCGACAAGCUGAAGAAGAAGAAAAAGAGGAAGCGAAGGGACAGUGAUGUCCCUGGGAAGGAGGGGUACGUGGGAAGCUUGCUGAAGUUGGAAGCCACUGAUCCGUACGUGGAGACCCCCACGAGUCCCACCCUGCAGGAUGUCCCCCAGGCUCCUGGUGAUGCCUGCUCGGGCUGGGACUCCGAUACUCCUUCCAGUGGUUCUUGUACCAUGGUGUCACCUGAUCAGGUCAAAGAAAUAAAAACUGAAGGCAAACGGACUAUCGUCCGGCAGGGAAAGCAGGUGGUGUUCCGGGACGAAGACAGCACGGGCAACGAUGAGGACAUCAUGGUGGAUUCAGAUGACGACUCCUGGGACCUUGUCACUUGCUUCUGCAUGAAGCCAUUCGCCGGCCGCCCCAUGAUAGAGUGUAAUGAGUGCCAUACCUGGAUUCACCUGUCCUGUGCGAAAAUCCGGAAAUCCAACGUUCCAGAAGUGUUCGUCUGUCAAAAGUGCCGGGACUCCAAGUUUGACAUCCGCCGUUCCAACCGUUCCCGAAUGGGCUCCCGAAAGCUAUUUCUGGACUGAUUGCUGGUGCGCAAGGAGACCGUGGGCGAGGAAUCGGAAGGGACGUUGGGCUUUUUGGCCCCUCUCUCAGUUGAGCACAGAACUCUCAGCUCUGGUGCAGGCAGACCCCUGCCAUUAGGUGCCUAAGCCAAAGGACAGGCUGUCCAAGGUUAAAGUGUACAUAGCCAGUGACUGAAUAAAAUCCUCGUUGGCCAAAGCUGCUGCUAGAGCUGAGUUCUCUGCAGCGGAGGUGGGCUGAUCACCCAAGUACCGUGGGCUUGGUUCAGCUGAAAAUGAGGGUACGUGGUACUUGUGAAUUCUUGCUAUCGUUGUUAACAAACUCCCGCCGAUUGGAACAAAUGCUAGCUGUCACUCCCGCUCCUGCUGUGCUGGGGAGAAGAGACUUUCCGUUUCCCCAGCCUGUCAAUGAGCAGCCAUACGUGUAAGCGUUUUCUUGAUUGUAAGUCUUUUCCUGUAAAUGUCUGUAUAGCACCCAUCAAAGCUGCCCUUCUUUAGUGGUCUGACCUCCCUGCCUUGGGGACUGCCUACCAGAGUCUCUGGGUCCACUCAGAGAGGAGCCCUGGGGCUGUGGGCUCCUGUUUAUUAAAAGGGACAGUAUGUGUCUGCUUCUCUGUGGUAAGGGUGUUAGUUAGGGGUUGAGGUGGCCUAUGUUCAUAACUCAGUUUCCUGUUUUGCACGAUGUAGAAAACCCGUCUUUUUGCACGAUACAGCCAAAAGUAUUGGCAGAUUCUGCCUGGGUGCCCUUUCUCAUUAAUUGGUGUGUGAGGUCCUGGGGCUACCCAGUCUAGCUGUUUUCGGACGAGAGGGCACUUGGGUUCUCUCCUCUCUUCCUCGCCCCUAUUGCAGUAGCAUCAGUAUGGUUAGGCAGUUACUGGGGAAUGCAUUCCUCUAUGUAGUGGGGGAAAGAGAAACUGGGAGGAAGCCCUCUCCCAUGCUUGAUUCUUAGUAAACCUUCAUACAGGUUGGCCUGCUGGUUCCACAGGGCAAGGUUAGGACUUGAAGCUGUUUUUUGCUUUGCUUUGGUGAGUGGUACGGUAACACUGGCCUCAAAGAAUGUACAAGAAGAUACGCCGUUGAACUAUAUUAGAACUAGGACCCUGGACUAGGGAGACCCCUGUGAAGGCCAGCUCUGGAGAAGCCAGGGAUUUUCUCAAGGGCAGUGUACCCUCGGACACUGGUGGUUCUGGGACCUGGAGGGAGAGGAUGGCUUCAGCUUUCUCCAAACUUGACAUUGUUCUUUAGCAGUUUAAAUGCUGUUCUCAAAGAUGUUGUUUUUGUAAAUCAGUAGGUGUGUUUUCAUAAACAUUGUUUCUUGUAAAGCACGAAAAUGGAAAGAAUGCCCAAGUUAGUCAUAUUUAUUAUAGCAGGAUGGAUUCCCUCGUCUCCUUGCUGGGAGCCACGUGGCACCCUUGUGUGGGACCACCAGGUGGACUCACUCUGUCCACUCUAUCCCUGAAGCACCAAGGGGUUGAACCUUAAUUGGCUAAUCAGAGCCCAUUUUUUGUCCUAGUUAUCUUUCAUGCUUGACCAGCCAACUGCCUUCUUUUGUUUUUAAUUCUGUUGCUUGUAUUAACAAAAACAAAUUGUUUCUGAAACCCAGUUCAUUGUGAAGAUCCCCAAGGUAGAAGUUCUGCUGUAGAGAAAAAUAGUAAGAAGCUGGCUUAGGAACAACCUUCUCCCCAGACAGCUGUCUCGCUCUGACAAGGGUAAGUGUCCAGGAAGUUGGAGAAGAAUUUGCCAAAGAUCUGCCCCAGGACAUUGCCUGUCCAGUGUCUUCACGGUGAGAAUAGCCAAAGUUCCAAAGCAUUUUUCUUAAGAAACUCCACAAGUUUUAAAAGUGCAUUUAAGAAUAUGUGUGAUUUUAGAGUGGAACUGCCCAUCCUGGCGAUUGCUACAUUGCUCUUAGGAGGUCUGAUGCCUGGCAACGCGUCUGGAAGGCAUCUGAUGCUCAUCUCAGUUUGUUUCCUUCAUUUCCUUUUUGUUCUAACAGCUCUGUCCCUGUGGCUGGUGUCGAGAAGUCAGGACACCUUGUUUUUUGCGGUAGAUUGAGCUGGGCAGCUGCAAUCAGCUUUAUGCAAAUUAGGCAUGGCCCAUCUCUAGGGGCUCCUGGUUGGUGGCUAAUGGAGUGAGGGGAGGGAAGAUGUCACCCCAAAGUAGGCCCCUCUCAUUGGCUUUGGCCAGGCCACUUAACAUCGUUUACAUGGUUCUGUGUAACUAUAAGGUUUAUGUGUAUAAAGCGAAGCUGUUUCUGUGAAACUGUAUAUUUUGUAAAUAUAUUGCUACUUUGAGGUUCA